AGGAGGUCCAGUUUCGAUUAUUACCUCUCAAAUUAUAUCCAUGGCCGAGUGAAAGAAGAUGAGGGCUACCAAAGAAUCGAAGAAGAAAACUCGUCCAUCAUCACCGCUCAGGGACCGAACCGGCGCCUCCGACAGGUUCGAAUCGAGGCGUAAUGGGUCUCGCCCAUCAACCAUCACUCCCUCUUCUUCCCUUCGGGAACGGGACCUCGUCACCGGCGACGACUGUCUUCUCCGAGACCUAAAACUCUCUCCCGAUGACUCAGUUUCAGACUAUAAUCCCCGUAGCUUUCCUCACAGUGUGAAGCAGCAAUGCUGGGACAAGGCCGAGAAGAUCAAAGGAAGGGACCCAGCUCGGUGGCGCCGAGAUGCUCUUGGUAACAUCGUUUUUCGGAAGCUUGUUGGCUGCCCCGGUUGUCUUUGCCAUGAUUAUGAUCACAUUUUGCCUUACUCUAAGGGUGGAAAAAGCACUUUGGAAAACUGUCAGGUUUUGCAGGCAACCGUUAAUCGAACAAAGGGAAACCGUACUGAAAUUUCAAGGGCAGAACUAAUACAAAAAAGCUCUUACUGCCGGGUUUCAGGUCGAGACAUGGAUCUUCUUGAAUUAUCUGCCUAUGGAAAUGUACAUCGUGGACAAGACUCUGGAGGGUGUAAAAUUCAGUGACUAAUUUGAGUGAUUAUAAAUUUAUAACCUGUAGUAGAAUCGAUUCCAGCAUGAGACGUGGAAACUCAACAAAAAAAGAUUGAAAUGAAAAAAGUAGGGAAUUUUCCUGGUGUUUUUUAGUACAUUCCUUUCUAUGUAUCGGGUAUGUAUGAAUCGCUUAUACGAACAAUCUCAUUGUUGAGAACAAGCGAUGGCUUAUGCUCUGAUGUUUCAGAUGUGUAUUGGACCUAUGAUCGAAGGGUUACAGUCAAAAGCAAGUUCAUCAUACUGGAGAGGAAAGAAAGUGAAAGAAAAAGCAUAAAAUGGAAGUGUAUGAGCAAGUUGUCAAUACAUUUGUAAAGUUAAAAUUCUUACCAAUCCCAUUAUCAGGCAGGAGAGAAGUUGGAUGUUCCUUU
Momordica charantia (bitter melon) is the source of this 1056-nucleotide messenger RNA. RefSeq names its product HNH endonuclease. Lineage: Eukaryota; Viridiplantae; Streptophyta; Magnoliopsida; Cucurbitales; Cucurbitaceae. The record is from RefSeq and is a predicted model, not a curated record. Gene Ontology annotation, molecular function: endonuclease activity; zinc ion binding; nucleic acid binding.